Rotaria sp. Silwood1 is the source of this 1548-nucleotide messenger RNA. The record is from the annotation of a GenBank genome assembly. NCBI's taxonomy places the organism in Eukaryota, Metazoa, Rotifera, Eurotatoria, Philodinida, Philodinidae.
AUGAGUACAAAUGAUAUAAAUAAUCAAACUCCUUUAAACCAAAUAAUAAAUGAUGAACAAUCAGAAAAAAAUGAUAAUGAACCUUUAACAGAAAGACGAUCAUCAUCUUCUCAUUCAAUAGGAAUAGAUUCUAAUAAUAAAAAUUCUAAAAUAUCUACUGAUAACUAUCAAAAUCUUGAUCAAAAUUUACAAUAUGAUAUAAAUGCAUUAACACCAAAACAACGUCGUGAACGAUUAGGAACUUUAAUGAUUAUUGGUCUUAUUGCUUUUCUAAUUGGUGUUGACUAUGCUAUUAUAUUACCUACAGCUUGGGGUUAUCUUAAUUCAUUUGGAGAAUUAGAACAUAGUGGUAUUAUCAUUGGUGGACUUUUAGCUGGAUUUGCAUUAUCAGCUUCGAUUGCUGGUUUAAUAUUUGGACAUUUGAGUGAUAUUGGUUAUUCAUUAAAAUAUCUUGCUAUAGUUGGCAUUGGAUUUAAAAUAAUUGGAAAUUUGCUUUAUUUUAUUGGUAUUCAUUUUUAUGUCGUUAUUAUAGCUCGAGUAAUUGCUGGAGUUGGAAUGGGUUUAGUGCCACCAACAUUAGCAGAAAUAUCAAGAAGAUCAACACCAGAAAAACGAACACAACUUCUUGCAAAAAUACUUGCUUGUCGUCAAAUAGGUCUUUUUGCUGGUCCAUGUUUUACACUUAUUUGUAGAAAAAUGGAUUUUAAAAUACUUGGUUUUCAUGUAACAGUAUAUAAUUCUCCAGGUUUACUCAUGGCAUUUUUAUGGACAAUAACAUUAAUUUUAACAAUCUUUUUCUUUUUUGAUAUACCAAGAGCAAUAAAUGAACAAAAAUCACAAUCAGAAAGAUGGAGUUGUAGCUCAUUAGCUGAUACAUGUAAACGUAUUUCUGUGACAUGCAAAAAACCAACGAUUAUAAUUCUUCUUAUAACUGCUUUUAUUGCUUAUUUUAAUCAAACAGCACUUGAAACAACUAUAACACCAUUUACAAAUAUUCAAUUUGGUUGGAACGAAUUACAAGUAUCAAUUGUAUUUGCUAUAGCUGGUAUUGAAAUAACACUUGUUUAUAUUAUGUUACAUUUUAUAACAAAAAAAAUUCGUGAUGAAGCAAUUCUAUUAUUUGGUUAUAGUCUUCUUAGUAUAGCUUGUUGUAUUGGUGUUAUUAUUUUACCAUUUUCUGAAAUAGGUUCAAAAAAAUAUUUACCAAUAUUUUUAGUAUUUAUUGGUUUAGAUAUAUUUGCUUUACCAUUAAUUGCUGUAACAACAACAAGUUUAUUUACACAACAAACAAAUAAUGAUCAACAAGGUAUUGGUCAAGGUAUACAACGUUUUGUUAUUAAUGUAGCAACUGUUAUUGGUCCAUUAUUUGCUGGAAGUUUAUUAACAGCAAUAUGGUUAAUGAUAUCAUUUAUGUUUAUUAUUGUUUUAUUUGCUACAUUUUUAAUUAUAAUUGUUUAUCCAUCAUUUUCAUCAUUGAAUAAUGAUGAAUUAUCAACAUUAUUACCAGUUGAAAAUAAAAAUAAUAUAAAAACAAAAAAUUUUAAUUAA